Molecule: messenger RNA, 18072 nt
Organism: Pelobates cultripes (western spadefoot toad)
Lineage: Eukaryota; Metazoa; Chordata; Amphibia; Anura; Pelobatidae
Source: the annotation of a GenBank genome assembly
AUGUACAUGGCGUCUUCCUAUGGUGUCAUCAAGCACGGGGGACUUCUAGCAGCUGGGAUUUUUGUUGUUUACUCUGUAUUUAUCUUUUCUUUCAGUGUUUUUAUACUCCUUGAUUUAAAGAUGCUCUGUGGGUCUGUGUUAUCUAUCGUGACAUUACCUACUCUACUUAAUGUAACUGUCUUAUUUAUUUAUUGAGUGAUACUGUCUGCUGACAUUUCCAAAUGUUGUAUUUUUCUUGUUACUAAUUCCCGGGAUGUCCAGAGAUCUCAGAUGCUCCUACAAGUGACACCAGCUCCCAGGCAGACAACGUGAAGCUGAGUGCUUUGCAGAAACAGCUGGACAUUGAGCUGAAGGUGAAGCAGGGAGCAGAGAAUCUGAUCAAAGCUUAUUCCAAUGAUCCUCCCAAAGUAAGUCGGAUACGAUCAAAUUGAGUUUAAUAAAAAAUAAUAUUUUUUAAAAUUGUUGAUGGGGGAGGGGCAACUCCCAAAACGCUCUUACACCUUUUACAUGACAUGCCUUUUACACCCUCACAGGGAGGUGAUACAAAUUACCAACUAGAUUUCCCGAGAUCUCUCACAGUGAAAUAGUUGAAAGCUUUUCUCAAUCACCCCUGAAGCACUUUUCUAAAUUCUAAGUAGAAAGGAUGCAUGUUUUUUAUUGUUUUAUUUCUGAUUUUAAAGAUUAUUCUUCCAUAAUGUGUGUCUAUAAUUCAGUCUGCCUGCAAGGAAGCACUGUAGUGUGCCUAGUGCCUUUCCCCCCAGAUGCAAGCAUUCCGCUGCUGUAUUUUGAGCCAUAAAGGCUCUCGUAUACUGAAAGAGAAACAAAGUGAACUGGAUUUAUAGUCCCUGCAUGUUAUGUACAAGGAUUGCCUGGAACUGACUUAAUAAUACUUUAAUAUCUGGGUAAAAAUCAUUGUUUGAGAUCAAUGAGAACAAAUCCUCGUCCACAUGUAUCCUGGGUUGUAAGUAGUUAAUUUCCUAGAAUGAGGUUAAUUAAUCCUAUAUUUCUCCAUACAGUUUAAUCAGCUAUCUGACUAUUCUUAUUACUGUUACAGAAUGCCAAACAUAUUGCUGCUGUCCUGGAAAAACGUCAAGACAGCGAGAAUAAAAUAGCCAGGUUGCGCAGUCGAAUCCAGUCACUUAUAAAAGGUAAACGUUCUUUCCUCGUAUGCAGUUUGAAAGAAUAUUAACCCCUUCAGACCGGAGGGCGUACUAUUACGCCCUAUUAUAGGCGGCUCUAAACGCCGCCGGGCGUAAUAGUACGCCCUCCGGUCUUUCGGUACUUACCCGGUCGCCGGCGGUCCCACGCCGGCGAUCGCGGUGGGGGGGACUCCCAGGGAGCCCCCCGCGGCACGACCGUCCUCCAGGAAGCCCCCGGCCGUGUGAGAGUGGGGUCCUAGCGAGGACCCCACAAUCACAUGGCCGGGGAUAGCUGGCUUCUGUAUUGCCAGCAGGGGGGCUGCCUGUAAUGACAGGUGGUCCCCCUGCUGGCUGAAAAUAAAAGUAAAACAAAUAAAUGGUGUAAAAAAAAAAUUAUAUAUACUUAGAUCAUAUAUAUAUAUUAUAUAUAUAUGAUCUAAGUAUAUAUAUACACAUAUACAUACACACAUGUACACCGUCUAGGUGUAUUUUACUAUUAAUAUAUAUAUAAUUAUAUAUAUAUAUUAAUAUCAAAUUACACGUAGACUGAUACUGAUUAAAUAUAUAUAUAAUUAUUGUUAUAUAUAUAUUUAUAUAUAUUAUAAAAAAAAUUAAAAUGUAAAUACGUUAAAAAAUAAAAUUAAAAAAAUAAUUAAAAAUAAAUAAUUAAAAAAUAUAUAGAUGUGUGUUAUUUCGUUCUAACUGUAUUGUGAAAUUAAUAUAUAUAUAUAUCAAAAUACACGUAGAACGAAAUAAUAUAUAUAUCUAUAUACAUAAAUAUAUACGUAUAUAUCACUAUAUAUAUACCUAUAUAUAAAUAAAAAUAUUUUUUAAAAUUAUAUAGAUAUAUACAUAUAUAUACACAUACGUAUAUAUAUAUAUACAUAUAUUAAUUCUACAUAUAUAUUUAUGUAUUAUUUUUACAUAAUUAGGUAUCUUAAUUAAUUACAAUUAGCAGGACCUGCCUGACAACCCAUGCCGAAAGUAAAGGGAAUUUAAUUUGCUAGCACUAUAUUUAACCCUAUAACUUUCCAAGACACCAUAAAACCUGUACAUGGGGGGUACUGUUCUACUCGGGAGACUUCGCUGAACACAAAUAUUAGUGUUUCAAAACAGUAAAAUGUAUUACAACGAUGAUAUCGCCAGUAAAAGUGAAGUUUUUUGCAUUUUUCACGCACAAACAGCAUUACAUGGACAAUAUUAUUGCUGUGAUACUUUUUACUGUUUUGAAACACAAAUAUUUGUGUUCAGCGAAGUCUCCCGAGUACAACAGUACCCCUCAUGUACAGGUUUUAUGGUGUUUUCAAAAGUUACAGCGUCAAAUAUAAGGCUUGCGUUUCAUUUUUUUCACAUUAAAAUUCGCCAGAUUGGUUACGUUGCCUUUGAGACCCUAUGGUAGCCCAAGAAUGAAAAUUACCCCUAUGAUGGCAUACCAUUUGCAAUAGUAGACAACCCAAGGUAUUGCAAACAGGGUAUGUCCAGUCUUUUAGUAGCCACUUAGUCACAAACACUGGCUAAAAUUGGCGUUUUUUGCAUUUUCACACACAAACAAAUACUAACGUAACUUUGACCAGUGUUUGUGAUAAGCUACUAAAAAGACUGGCCUUAUACUGGUUGUCUACUAUUAAAUAAUUAUACCAUUAUGGAAGUGUAAUUUAUUCGGGCUACUAUACAGUCUCAAAAAGCAACGUGUAAUCUAGCGAAUUCAAUUCUAAUACGUGCUAUACAGGGAGUGCAAAUUUAGGCAAAUGAGUAUUUUGACCACAUCAUCCUCUUUAUGCAUGUUGUCUUACUCCAAGCUGUAUAGGCUCGAAAGCCUACUACCAAUUAAGCAUAUUAGGUGAUGUGCAUCUCUGUAAUGAGAAGGGGUGUGGUCUAAUGACAUCAACACCCUAUAUCAGGUGUGCAUAAUUAUUAGGCAACUUCCUUUCCUUUGGCAAAAUGGGUCAAAAGAAGGACUUGACAGGCUCAGAAAAGUCAAAAAUAGUGAGAUAUCUUGCAGAGGGAUGCAGCACUCUUAAAAUUGCAAAGCUUCUGAAGCGUGAUCAUCGAACAAUCAAGCGUUUCAUUCAAAAUAGUCAACAGGGUCGCAAGAAGCGUGUGGAAAAACCAAAGCGCAAAAUAACUGCCCAUGAACUGAGAAAAGUCAAGCGUGCAGCUGCCACGAUGCCACUUGCCACCAGUUUGGCCAUAUUUCAGAGCUGCAACAUCACUGGAGUGCCCAAAAGCACAAGGUGUGCAAUACUCAGAGACAUGGCCAAGGUAAGAAAGGCUGAAAGACGACCACCACUGAACAAGACACACAAGCUGAAACGUCAAGACUGGGCCAAGAAAUAUCUCAAGACUGAUUUUUCUAAGGUUUUAUGGACUGAUGAAAUGAGAGUGAGUCUUGAUGGGCCAGAUGGAUGGGCCCGUGGCUGGAUUGGUAAAGGGCAGAGAGCUCCAGUCCGACUCAGACGCCAGCAAGGUGGAGGUGGAGUACUGGUUUGGGCUGGUAUCAUCAAAGAUGAGCUUGUGGGGCCUUUUCGGGUUGAGGAUGGAGUCAAGCUCAACUCCCAGUCCUACUGCCAGUUCCUGGAAGACACCUUCUUCAAGCAGUGGUACAGGAAGAAGUCUGCAUCCUUCAAGAAAAACAUGAUUUUCAUGCAGGACAAUGCUCCAUCACACGCGUCCAAGUACUCCACAGCGUGGCUGGCAAGAAAGGGUAUAAAAGAAGAAAAUAUAAUGACAUGGCCUCCUUGUUCACCUGAUCUGAACCCUAUUGAGAACCUGUGGUCCAUCAUCAAAUGUGAGAUUUACAAGGAGGGAAAACAGUACACCUCUCUGAACAGUGUCUGGGAGGCUGUGGUUGCUGCUGCACGCAAUGUUGAUGGUGAACAGAUCAAAACACUGACAGAAUCCAUGGAUGGCAGGCUUUUGAGUGUCCUUGCAAAGAAAGGUGGCUAUAUUGGUCACUGAUUUGUUUUUGUUUUGUUUUUGAAUGUCAGAAAUGUAUAUUUGUGAAUGUUGAAAUGUUAUAUUGGUUUCACUGGUAAUAAUAAAUAAUUGAAAUGGGUAUAUAUUUGUUUUUUGUUAAGUUGCCUAAUAAUUAUGCACAGUAAUAGUCACCUGCACACACAGAUAUCCCCUAACAUAGCUAUAACUAAAAACAAACUAAAAACUACUUCCAAAAAUAUUCAGCUUUGAUAUUAAUGAGUUUUUUGGGUUCAUUGAGAACAUGGUUGUUGUUCAAUAAUAAAAUUAAUCCUCAAAAAUACAACUUGCCUAAUAAUUCUGCACUCCCUGUAUUUGACCCUGUAAUUUCCCAAAACGCCAUAAAACCUGUACAUAGGGGGUACUGUCUUACACGUGCUGAAUACAAAUAUGUGCAUUUUAUUGCAGUAAAAGCAAACAGUAUUAUGACACUGACCGUUAAAAUGUCAUGUAGAACUCAAAAAAUCAAAAAAAAUUGUAUUUUCUCCCAUUCUUUUCAUAUUAAAUUAUGUUUCAUAGCUAAAUAUUUGAUAUUAAAUGAAAGCCCUGUUUCCCCUGAAUAAAAUGAUAUAUAAUAAGGGUGGGUGCAUUUACUAUGAAAGAGGUGUAUUAUGGUUGGACAGACAUGUAGCGCAAAUGCCAGGUUUUGUUUACAUUUUGUUUUGUUAACAACGUGUACAUUUGGCUCCGUCCUUAAGGGGUUAAUGGGUAACAAUGAACACGUAUUUUAUAUUUUUGAGAGUUUUCGUUUUUAGAGUUUGGCUGUGUGUCUUGGCCAUGAGAUAUUCUGGGUGCCGACUGCUUUUAUAUAUAGUGAUCCAUAAGUCACCUGUGGAGGUACAGUGUUCAUGGAUGUGACUAAACUUUAAAGAAACAAUCCAAGCACCAUAACCACUACAGGUCAUUAUUGUUACGGUGCCAGUAGUGCCCUGGUGGCUGCUUUGUAAGGAGUCCUUAGAAGUUCCUGUUUAGGAGCGUCCGGCUCUCCGUCGCUGGUAGUGGACGCAGGGAGCGGCACCUGACGUCUAAUAAUGGGGUGCCAGGGCAGGACUUGUACCAUAACCACAUCAAGCUUUAACUCUCUUACAAGGAGGUAUAAGAGAUCUGUACGUAUCCCAUAAAUGUCUACACUCCAAGGUUUUAUGAGGAAAUGUACAGCUGUAUCUUCCAGUUGCUUUGUCUUUGCAUUUCCUCUUAGAAGUGGGAGGUAAAGGGAGUAAUGAGAAGGUGCGAAUACAUUUUAUAUUAUUUUAUAAAUUAAAUAUCAUAAAGUCUAGGCUUGGAUAUAGUGGUGUUUGCUUGAUUCUCUGUUGCAUUGAGUUUAGAAUUAUUGAAGUAUUAUUAAUCACCGUGUAUAAUAUACAUUACUUACAUUAUGUCUCAACCUUUACAGAACAACCAUCGUUACCAGCUCCGGAGACGGACAUUAAUACUGCUGCCCCUUCGAUGUUGGUGACGGACACACAGGAGCCAGAGCUGGCUGGGUAUUCACUUUACAUCUUUCUCAUCAAUGUUGUUAGGACCUGAAUCCAUCUCAGUUUACACCACCAUACCUGCUGAUUAUCUAUAUGUCUGUUGUGGGGGUUAAAUAAUGUCCUGAAUAUAGCAGCAUCAUUGUCUAAGAUAUAAAGAGUAUAGUGAUAUGACAACUAGAUAAACUAUAAUUUUCUUCCUUCUGAUAGCUUUUUUCAACUCUUCUCUAUGAAACCAAUUGUCCUACCGGAUGUGGAACUUCACUUAGACGCUGCUCCUGCUCCAAGUCAGACUUUUUUAUAUAGCAUUCUGCCUGAGAUUUCAAUUUAUAUUGAGUUCCCGGAUUUCCUGGCUCAGGUAAAGCUCUCCGAUGUGCUGGUUGUUCUUUACCUCUAAACUUCAUCAAAAAAAAUUUCACUCUGUGUACAAUAACCAUUAUAGCACAGUAAUGUAGUUAUGGUGCAAUGAUUCUGUGGAUAUUAGCCCACUUAUUUUUUUGUUAGACCAUUUAGGAACUUUUGGACAAAUAAGGGCUUGGCUGGUCCACAUGUCCCCUAUGCCGACAUUGAUGGUUGAACUCGGGCUAAAUCUGGUUCUUGUAGUUCUUGUAACUCCCUGUCAAUCAUUAAUAUAACCUCCGAUAGAGAAAACAUAGCGAGAGAGUAGACAUUAGACAAGGCUUCUAUUUCUCAUCCUUUGCCAUUUCCUAAAUCAUUAAAGGUAAACAGAGAAUCUCAGGGGAAAUGCUUUUAGUGUGUUAUUCAGUGGUAUACAUUGCAGAUAGGUAACACAAAAAAUCCUUUAUCAUGUAUGGUUUUCCUUUCUAGGAUUUUGGAGAAGGCCAUGAAUAUACCAGCGAUAGCAAAGAAAUGAUUACAAACCCAACACCAGACGUGCGGUAUGAUUACUUACCUGUGUUACAGGAGCCUUUUAUUCUAAGUCUUUUUUAUUGUGAGGGGUGUUUGGGACAAUUUAAAUAAUUUCUGAACGUUUUCCUUUCUUGGCAGUAUUCGUCUCCGGAUUCCUCUCACCAUGGAGGACUUCAAGCUCCGCUCUGUGCUCGGUAGAGGGAGCUUCGGGAAAAUAAGUUUAAGGUGGAAUUCCAAUUCUAGUUCGAUAUAACGGAUGUCUUAACAGAUGCAGCACAACAAUUUGUUCAUUUUAAUUUCAGGUUCUGCUGGCUAAAUACAAGGACACAGGCAAUAUGUAUGCCUUGAAAGUAAUAAGAAAAGGAGACAUAGAAUCAUCAUCAAUACUCGAUUGGUCAGUAAAUGAAGAACAAUUAAUGGUUUUUGGAAAGAAAAGGUCAUGUUUUCUGUCUUUUGUUUGUCAAUUGGUUUUGGAGAUCGGGGGAAAAUUAGUUUAAACUUUUAUUUUUCCUUUCCAGCCUUCUGAUUGAGAAGCGGGUAUUUCAAGUUGUGACCAACAGGCGUCACCCAUUUCUAAUUAACAUGUUUGGCAGUUUCCACACUCAAGAUCACGCCGUUUUUGUGAUGGAAUAUGCUGCUGGGGGCGACCUAAAGACACACCUCAAGCGAGGUCCAUUUCCAGAACCCAGAGCUGUGUGAGUAUAAGCUGCAGGUCUAAUCCAAUGUUCUGCACGAGGGCUACAAAUUCCAUAAAUUCUAGUUAUUUAUACCUGUUUAUGCCAGGGAUAUAACAGGGAUAACAAAAACAAUACUCAUUACAUUAAAACAGUAACAACAUCAUUCAAACAGAAUUUGACAAAUUCUUUAUAAAAAACCAAUUUGGUUUAAAAAAAGUAGAGUAAGAAGCAAUCAAAUAUAAUUGAGGAAGAGGAAAGAUAGCUAGCUCUGUGGGUUUUAGAUCGAGUGUAAACAUGAUUAGCCAUUAACAAACAUAUUAAAAAUGACUUCAUACUGUAUAAUGUGAUGUAUAUCCCAUGGGCUGCUGUAUAUCUGCCUGCUGUAUGUGUCCAAUGCUGUAUCAGUGCGGUUACAUGCACCGCUGUGUGCACCAACUAUAGCUUACGGUCUUGGAAGCAUCGGCAUUGGUGAAUGGAACCAGCUGUGAAUGGUAAACGACCAAUCACCAUUGUAUCAGCUGAUAAAUAACCAGCCACCAGCAGUGAGAGAGCAGAAGGAAACUUGGGAAUUAAUGCAAUAUGUCAGAACACAGAGUGACUUGGAAUAUACGGAAUUAAACCAGUUAGUAAUAAAACACUUCAUCUUCUAGAAAGUAACAGAUUUAUUUAUUAUUCCCAGAUUUUAUUCUGCCUGUGUCGUCCUGGGACUGGAGUUCUUACACCAACAGAAAAUCGUCCACCGGUAAGAUUAUAGAAAAAAACUACACAUGGAGUGUCCGUGAUAUUUGUGUUAUUGUAUUUAACCCUGUUUGUUUAUAGUAAGUUAUUCAUGUUAACCAUUUAAAUAGCCUAAAGAGUGAAUCCUAAACCUAAGUGCCUCUAGUGUUAUGUAAAAUGAAUAAAACGUAAUGUUCUGUAUUUUAAUAUAGAGACCUGAAAUUAGAGAAUAUUGUUCUAGACGAAAAAGGGUUCGUAAAGAUCACAGACUUCGGUCUUUGCAAAGAAGGUAAAUAUAAUUUUAUAAUCAAAACAUACAUUUUGACAAAGGUAUUCUCACUUAGUGAGGUCAAAAUGUCCCGGCAAUGUCAGAGCUAGCUUUCAUAUAAACAACCUUUUAAUAUAUAAAAUGAUGUGUAUGAAAUGUGUGCUUCAUUCCAAAAGAAACUCUGUAACAGUAAAAGUAUUUAUUUUUAAUUUAAAGUGUCCAUGGGGUCUUUCAGGUUAUGCGGCCCCCCUUUUAAGCUAAAAUGUUUUUACUCAGUCUCUAUCCAGGGCUGAGCAGGCAGUGUCGGAUGCACACACACAUUACACUCAGCCAGCACACACACUGGGGAGGAACAGAAGGAGUUAUUAUGGGGAGGGCAGAGGGUGAGACACUAUGCAUAGGGCUCCAGGUAGGCAAACCCCCAAUUAUUCUAAUUGAAAUUAUUAAAGGAGAUUGGGCUACUGCUUUAGUCCUUUAUAUUUUCACACCCCUGUGGUUACCGACAUGGAGAACCGUGUCUGACAGCAUCCCAUAAACUCCUGCUGGGUAAAGGUUUAUGGAGUGAUUUCAAGCUCCACUGAAUAACAAUCUCAGCAAUAUCUAUUAAUUUAUAUUCUUAUAGGAAUAUCAGAUCCAAUACAGAAACAUGUCAUCAGACGUGAGCUAACCCGUUAGCAUGUUCAAUUAAGAUUACAGAUCAGUCUAACUUAGUCAUUCCAAAUAGAAUUUGCUAAAACUGAAUAUCUAUCUUCAACUUAUACCCAAUUCUAUUUUCCUUAUUUCUGAGGAAUCGGAUACGGAGACUCAACCGGGACCCCUUGGGGAACACCGCUUUACGCAGCUCCUGAAGUCUUAAAGGGCAAGCCGUACACAAGAGCUGUAGACUGGUGGAGCGUUGGAGUGGUCAUUUAUGCAAUGCUGUCUGGAAAGGUAAGAACAGUCUUUUGAUAGGAAUUUGUAAACAGAUUUAUUUUCUGCAAAUCCAAAGAGACUCUACCAAUUUAAAGGAGCACUCCACACACCUAAAGCAUUGUAGCUUGCUGAAAUGCUUUAUUUACGCAGUGUCCAUUUUCAUUUUAUAAAACGUGCAGAUUUCAAGGUAAAUUAACCUUUUUACACAGCUCUGCUGUCAAUCAUACAAAUGGUCCUGUUACUUCCUGGUUUGUUUAGCUCAGGGGAGAUAAAUUUGAGAGGCAGCAAUGGCCCAGAGCACCUGCCUUGCAAAGACUUCUCAUUGAGCUGCAUUGGGAGGUCUGUGAUUGGACAGUCACAGAAAGUCUGGGCGGGGUUAGAAGGGGAGGGUUUGUAAAGGCUGCAGUUAAGAGAUCUGUAGCUUUUGCAAGCUUUUUUUUGGUAUUACAAUAUUAAAAUUACAUCCCAACAUUCCCCUGCAUAUUAACCCUUUCCCUUUCCAAAAUAGAUCCCCGAGAGAUACAUUCCUAGUUGUUAUAAUCCCCUCUCAAUUAACCCCUGACCUCUGGUUCCCCAAGAAACAUUUGUCUGUCAAACACCUCCCACUCCGUGAUUUGCUUCUACAGAUAGUGAAAUAAAUCUCUUUCCAAUGAAUUAGCUCUAUCUUAUGCCCCUGGUCCCUGGUUACUUAGUCCUUUGGUGACUGUUUGAUAGCUAUGUGUUGUCAGGAUAUUUAUAUCGGCAGACAUUUUGUGCUAAGAAAGAAAUUAAAAGUGUACAGAGCGGACUCCAUUUUGCUAUCUUCAGGAUAACAAAGACACAUAACUUCCUUGCUUUCACUAACCACUGAGCCAGAGCUAAGGAAUGCAUUAUAUAAACACAGACACUAGUGACAGAGAAGACUAAGUAAUUAAUUUUACUUUCUAAAUUUCACAAGGUCCCAUUGUAAGUAAGGGGUGAAAUUGAGUUUAGAACUGUCAACUUUACAAAUUACGAUCAAAGUAGUUGCCACAAAGACUGAGACAAACGCUUUGAACUGACAGCAAAUCUAAGUUAUGGUAGUCAUUUUAGAUAAGCCAAAUGACGUCAAAAGCGUCAUCAGGAAAAGUUAACUCUCUCCUGGAUAGGAAGGUUUAGUAAGACGAGACUGCCCUCUAUGGAUCAAAUACCUAAAUUGCGAUCCAUCGAUUGAACACACCUACUGUUUCCUAAUUGGCCUUAUCAACUAAUGACGUACAGAGAGUCUGGCCCUUUAAAAGUUAGGACAAAGGGAAGAGAGAGGUUAGUUGGUAGAGAGAGGUUGGUGGAGUUUGGGGGAUUCCGAUUUGGACAUGCAGAGAGAUCCAGGACAUUCUCUGGGACUAACACUCUACUCUUUUUUUUUUUUUUUGAAUAUUUAAUCUUUAUUUAUUUUUUUUCCUUAUUUUAAAUACAUGUAUCAUACAAAAUACAUAUAUCAUACAAUUUUACAAUACAAAACAAAACAAUAUAGCAGCAGAAUAGGAAAGAAAGAAAAAUACUAGAAAAGUUUCCUUAGUAGAGUGGUAAUAUCAUUCAAAUAUAUCUCGUAAUUUUUACAAUGUUCAUGGAAUUAGUCUGCUUCUGAUUAAUCAACAUUAUUUUCUACAUCAAUCAUCUCAAUACAUUUUGACCAAACAGAUACCUUAUUGCUUAGUUUUUGUUUACUUAGCAUCAACUCCAUUUUAAUCUGAAACUCGAGUUGGGUUUUAACUUUCUUCCAGGGGACUUCUGAAUCUUUUUUCCACCAUCUCGCAAUUACUAUUUUAGCAGCUAAAAAAAGAUGUAUAAGAAUUACUUUUAGCUCAUACGUCAUAUGUGGCCAAUUCAAGUGCAACAGAACUACCUCUGGGGAAAUUAUCAACUCGAGUUUUAGAUUAUUGGAUAUGAAGUGCUGUAUUUUCAGCCAAAGAUUUUUUAAUUUAUAACAAUCCCACCAAAUAUGUCUAAAAUUACCUCUAGUACUAUUACAUCUCCAACAAGUAGGAUUAAUUAAAGGGUAAAUUUUAUUCAAUUUAGCUGGUACUAAGUACCACCUAUUUAAAACUUUAAAGUGUGUUUCUAGUAAAUUUAAUGAGUGUAUAUUCUUCUUAACAUCCAUCAUUGAAGAACCCCAUUGUUUUAUACUAAUGUCAAUGUCUAAAUCUUGUUUCCAUACUUGUAUGGCAGUAGGGUUUAUGUCCUUAACCAUUGAUUUAGUUAAUAUUAGAGCUUUAGAAAGUGGUUUAUUAAUUUUUUUUAAGGUAAAUAAUAAAUCAAUCAAAUUGCUCAAAUUAGAUUUUAGUAUUAUAAGGUGUGUAUUCAUAUAACUUUUGAGUCUUAAAAAAUUAAACACCUCUCUAGAAGGAAGAUUAUAUACACCUGUUAUUUGAGCAAAAGUUUUGAUUGAUCCUUCUAUCAAUAAAUGAUCUAAAGUCAUUAUCCCUAAUUUUUUCCAAUUAUUUAAAUUUAAGUCUUCCAAUUGAUUUUCUACAAUAUCUAACUCUAAAUAGCUUGGAACUUUUUUUUCUAUAUUCAUUGCUUUUUUAAUUUUGGACCAAUUUUCUAAUAAUUGAGUUAAAAUAAUAUUAGAGUACUCUUUUUUUUUUAACGUUUUAUUUAUAUUCCAAAUUAAACAAUCCAAGCUAGAGACCUCUCCUGCUUUCAUUUCCAUUUUAUACCAUCCCUCAUCUUUAUUUUCUUUAAUUUGCAUUCUAUAAAUAUGUAGGAUAGUAGCUGCUUUAAAAUUGUUCAUUAUAAAUGGAUAGGCAAGUCCACCUUUAUGUAAUCUUUGCACUAAUACUGAUUGUUUUAAUCUUGGCUUCUUGCCUUUCCAAAUAUAUUGAGUAAAGCUUCUUUGUAUUAAUUGAAGCCAAUGGAUUGGAAUAUGGAGAGGUAACAUUUGGAACAUGUAAUUCAACUUUGGUAUAACAUAUGAAUUAAUGACAUUUAUUCGUCCCCAAAAAGUAAUCUCUAAAUUUCUGCGGUCUUUUAACCAUUUAUUAAGGUCCAAUAAUAAUGUUAGAAAAUGUACUUCCAUAAUUUUAUUUGUCUCUCUAGCUAUUUUAAUUCCUAAAUAAUCCAUGCUUUCGCUAACCCAAAUAAAAUCAUAUUUGUUUUUAAUCUCUUGUUGCAUCUUUUUAUUGAGAUUAAUGUCUAAUAUCAAGGAUUUAUUUGUAUUUAACUUAUAAUUUGAUAUAAAACUGUAUCGGUCUAUUUCUUGCAUUGUAUGUUCUAAAGAAUUUUUAGGAUUUGUGAGAGUAAUUAAAAUGUCAUCGGCAUAUAAACUUAUUUUUUGGUCCUCAUCCAUUAUUUUAUAUCCGUUAAUCUCCUUAUUAUUUCUAAUGUUUUCAGCCAAUGGUUCGAUAGUCAGCAGGUACAGUAAUGGUGAAAGAGGGCAACCUUGCUGAGUACCGUUUCUAAGUUGGAACCAUGGAGCAACAAUAUUAGGUCCAAUAGUCCGUGCAACUGGAUUUACAUAUAAGGCCAUUAUGGCUUUCUUAAUCCAACCUUCCAGUCCAUAGUGUGAUAAGACGGCUUCUAAAUAUUUCCAGCUGACUCUGUCGAAUGCUUUUUCAGCAUCAAUCGACAGAGUCAGAACUGGAACAUCAUUUCUAUUUGCAUCGUCCAAGAUGUUAAAAAUUUUCCUUAUGCUUGUAUAGGAAUUUCUACCUGGAACAUAUCCUAUUUGAUCUUUGAGGAUAAUUAAUGGGAGAAGUUUUUUUAUUCUGGCAGCCAAAACCGAAGCAUAUAGCUUAGUAUCUACAUCUAUUAAAGAUAUUGGACGGUAAUUUUUGAUGUUGGUGGGAUUUUUAUCAUUUUUUAAAAUGGGCAAGAUAUUAGCUUUAAGCAUCUCUGCUGGUAGAAAUCCUCUAUUUGCAGCUGUAUUGAAAGCAGAGGUUAAAUAUGGACAUAAUAGAUGUUUUAUAAAAUAGAUUGCUAAACCCAUCAGGGCCUGGUGUUUUAGAUCUUUCUAAAUCAUUUAUAGCUUUCAUAAUCUCCUCCAUAGUUAUAGGUUUAUUCAAAAAUUCAUUUUCAAUAGAUGUUAAUUGAAACUUCUUUAUAUUGUUUAAAUAAUUUUUAAUAUCCUCAUCUGUAUCAAUUUGAGAUAUAUUAUAUAAAUUGCUGUAAUAUUUAUUAAAACAAUUUCCAAUCUCUCUAGGGGUUGUUGCUAUUUUUCCAUUCUGUAUUAUUUUAUCUACUUUAUUUAUUGAGGUAUUGAGGUUUACUUUAUUUAUUGAGGUAUUGAGGUUUCUGUAGUGUAGUGGUUAUCACGUUUGCCUCACACGCGAAAGGUCCCCGGUUCGAGACCGGGCAGAAACACGUUUUGAUGAUUAUGAUCAGUGUAUUCUAAUUCGGUACCCUAUUACAAUUAAUCAGGUGGCUACUGACUUUUAUAUCUUAGGGAAGCAACACUAAACCUGCAAUUUGACUCUGCCCAAUUUUUUUUUAACCUCAACAUAUGAGGAAAGGGAUUUAGGGGUGAUUAUUUCUGAUGACUUAAAGGUAGGCAGACAAUGUAAUAGAGCAGCAGGAAAUGCUAGCAGAAUGCUUGGUUGUAUAGGGAGAGGCAUUAGCAGUAGAAAGAGGGAAGUGCUCAUGCCAUUGUACAGAACACUGGUGAGACCUCACUUGGAGUAUUGUACACAGUACUGGAGACCGUAUCUUCAGAAGGAUAUUGAUACCUUAGAGAGGGUUCAGAGAAGGGCUACUAAACUGGUUCAUGGAUUGCGGGAUAAAACUUACCAGGAAAGGUUAAAGGAUCUUAACAUGUAUAGCUUGGAGGAAAGGCGAGACAGGGGGGAUAUGAUAGAAACAUUUAAAUAUAUAAAGGGAAUCAACACAGUAAAGGAGGAGACUAUAUUUAAAAGAAGAAAAACUACCACAACAAGAGGACAUAGUCUUAAAUUAGAGGGACAAAGGUUUAAAAAUAAUAUCAGGAAGUAUUACUUUACUGAGAGGGUAGUGGAUGCAUGGAAUAGCCUUCCAGCUGAAGUGGUAGAGGUUAACACAGUAAAGGAGUUUAAGCAUGCAUGGGAUAGGCAUAAGGCUAUCCUAACUAUAAGAUAAGGCUAGGGACUAAUGAAAGUUUUUAGAAAAUUGGGCAGACUAGAUGGGCCGAAUGGUUCUUAUCUGCCGUCACAUUCUAUGUUUCUAUGUUUCUAUUUUGUCCUUUUUGUUUUCUAAGUUUUUGAGAUAGCAUCUUUUCAGCUCGAUUACCUUUAGAGUAAUAUUUGAGUUUUAAUCUAUCCAUGUUUUUAACUAUCGUAUCUAUUAAUUUUUGCUUUAUAUUUUCUUUAAGUUCUAGUAUUUUUCCAUAAAUUUCGGGAGAUGGAGAUUGUUUAUUAAUAUGAGUCAUAUUUCUUAAUUCUGUAUGUAAAUAUGCCAAAGUAUUAUUUUUAUCAAGCUGGCUUUGUAGCUUGAUAAUAUGACCUCUUAUAACAGCCUUAAAGGCACACCACAAAAUAGAUGGAUCAAUAUUUUCUGAAAUAUUUUCUUUAAAGUAAUUUUUUAUAUUAUUUCCUAUGUAAGUUUUUUUUAAUUCGCAACAAAGCAAAUUAUCUCUUAACCGCCAAGUAUAGGCUUCCCUUUUAAAUGUACAAAAAACUAUUUCACAGAAAACUCCAUUAUGAUCUGUCCAAACUAUCUCAUCAAUCUUUGUUUUUUUAGUCAUAUCAAUAAUACUUGGAUCUACCCAAAUCAUGUCCAAUCUUGAAUAAUAAAAAUGCACUUUAGAAAAGUGCGUAUAAUCUCUCUCAUUGGGAUUGUAAAUUCUCCAAAGAUCAAAUAAAUUAUAUUUAUCUUUCAUUUUUUUUAAAAGCUUUUGCUUGUUUUAUCACCAUUUGGUUUAGAGUAUUUCCUUUCAUUAAUUUUUUAUCAAUCUGAGGGUCCAAUACUGCACUAAAAUCCCCUGCUAAUAUUAACUUUCCCACUUUAAUUUCAUCUACUUUUUCCAAAACACUCUACUCUUAAACUCUCUUGGACUCAACUCUUAAACUCCUUGACACUUAAAAUUUACUGAUACUUUCUAACCAACACCACUUUUCUCUAUUACUCACGCACCUCCAUACAACCAAUCAAGUUUCUGGGACUACCUACUCAUCUGAUGAGAAUAUCUACAUAACUGGUAAUUAUGCUGGUUUUAUUUAAUUAAUUUAAAUUAAUUAAAAUUUACUAAUAGCAUGAUAUAUGACUGGAUAAAUCACGGUCAGAUUUCAAUAUUUAGAAAUCUUAGUUAACUAAAGAAUAUAUAGUUAUAAACAUUCCAUUCUGCAGGUGGAAUUAAGAAUAAUUAUAUAUUAAUGUGAUAGUAUCACAUGUUAGCAUACCGCUGUUUUUAUCCAGGUGUAUUGAUUUGCUCUAAAAUAAGAUAAGAUAUCUUUUUAGGCAAAUUAAAAUUCGGCUUAUAGAAUCUGGUAGAUUAUUCUUAUUGGAUGGUUCCAGGAAAUGACUAAUGAGCUGGUUUGAAUGUUAUUUUAAUUGAAAAUUACAUGAGAAUAUGAUACUAUAUGCCUAGGAGGAUCUAGCCAGCAUUGAAAGGGUUACUCAGUUGAUUUAACUGUUAGCCAAGGUUUUAUGGCUUUUACUCUAUGUGAAGCUUUACUUUUUGUCUGUAAAGAUACCCUCAUAAAUCUUAUUAAGUGACAGAUGAUGCUGUUAGCCAUUGGAACGUGUAUAGCCAUUCCAUUGUAUUGCAUACUUAUGUUAUACUAAAUAUUCACUGAUUAUUAUCAUGCAUGCUGCCUAAUAUUAUUGUUAAUUAAUUGUUACAAUAAAUUAAAUCUAUUUUUAGAACAAUUUGUGAUUUUUAUUUGUAUGGAAUACAUUUCACUUACAUGAUAACGAUCUCUGAGAUCUAAGAGAAUUGAAAUAGUGGGCAAUUCUCGACUGUUUAAUAUUAUCAUCCCAUAAAUAUCCCCACAGUGUACAUAGUGUGUAACCCUCUGUAUACUGCUCCCUAGCUAAUACCUGUACGGUAAGAGAAUGCCCAAUAGUUUUGGCCCUAAUACUUGAAACAAGCUCAAUACUUACUUGUCAAAGUCUUCCUUAUUGAUUGUUUUUAUGUCUCUGCCAAAAAGGAAAUAAAGCCAUCAUAGCCCAUUAUACCCGAACAAAAUACAAAAAUCAAUACACCAUAUUAAAAGUAAAUAAAAACACCAGGAGAGAUAAAAUAUAAUAUAGACCUUCCAGCCCUUUGUCAAAAUGGAGAUUCCCUACUGGUGUGCAAAUCAUUCCGCUUAUUGAAAAUCCCAGCCAAUCACAGAGCAUCCCCUGAUGAUGUAUAUUAUAAGAGAGUUCGGUUCUCUUGUACAUUUCGUACAUUUCGUACAUUCAUCACUCGCACCACACACCUUUCAUGCAUACUAAUUUAAAUAUUAUACAAUCUGUACUACUAACAUUAUAAAAACCUUAAACUAUUCAAUUAUUGCUCAGCUGUUGAUUCCUGUAGUUUACAACUUUACAAACUGAAAUCGAGUUUUUUUUUUUAAUGUAUUUAUUCUCUAGUUCCCCUUCGAAAGCCUUGAUGAAGACAUGCUGACUGCGAGUAUCAUCAAAGGAAAAUUUCUAUAUCCAGAAUCUCUAUCAAGAAACGCUACUUCAAUAAUAAGACAGGUUAGUUGAAACACAUGUUUCGUGUUUAAUAAAUGUAAUAGAUUAUAUGAGCCAUGAUCAAACCGUCCAUUGACCAUUGAUGAGGGAAAUUGAUCAUGGCGAGCUGCCAUAGGAUGAAUGAAUUCUAAGUUCUUGGAGGUUUCAGGAUUAGACCCUCUGCAUGGAGCCUUGCGUCUAAUAAGUACAGUAAUAAUUUAUGACAUCACAUCCCAACAUAUUGCACCAUUACUUUAUAUGAAUGGUUUGACACAAGUAAGAUAGUGAUAUAAAGUGUGUAGAAAAGAAUGGAGGUUCCCAUGAUCUUUAGAAGAGGGAAUGUAUCAGUUUUCUUACUUACUGGUCAUACACAUAUCUCAAUACCUUAAAUUGGAUGUAACUAUCUGUGUGCUAAUGCAGGUAAAGAAACUGUAAUAGCAGUAUUAGCUGUAUUUCAAGAAUCAAGUCACAUAAACACACUGGGCACGGAUCAGUGGAAAACACAAACUAUUUUAUUCUGCGCAGAAUUAACACAGUGUUGACUCAUGUCUAAAAUACACUGGGCCCCAGUCCUCAGUUAACAGAGCUUAUAUAUCAUAAAUGAUGUAGUUCAUACGUAAGCGAGAUAUGUAAAGGUUACUCCCAUUACUGCAGUAAUUAAUAACCAAUUAACUAUUACUUUAUUCAUUUCCUACAUUACUGCGCAUGAAUAUUCUUAGCAUUCCUGGACAUAGGUCCUGACCCUGAUCAUGUACAGCUCUUGUCCCAAUAUAUGGUCAUAUGGCUCUCAGGCAUUUCCGAGAUGGUCUGCCACCUUCGUUACUGCCCAACAUAAUACCCAAAUAGCGAGAGUAUUGAUAUCGCCACAAGUAUUUCCUAGAAGUAAACAUAUCUAGCAUUCCUGCACAUGCGCUCAGCAAAAGGGAAGUACUGCAGUUUUUAACCAUAUGUGUAUCAGAUGUUUCUUGGGCAUCCUGCAGCCUCUACAACAAAACAUUCAUUAUUACUGAGAAUUAAACCAAACCAAAGAUAGAUUGCAAUAUAACAUCAAGGGACACCUCAUGCCACGAUCACAUAAAGCAUCACCCACAUACGUACAUUGCUACCACCACACUUUCCUUUUCCUCUCUGCUGUCCCUUUAAGCAUCACUCACAUAGUGCAGGGCAGUUGGCUUGAAAGAGCACGACACGCGGAGCUAGCAACCGGCCUCCUCCCUGUGUCAAGCUCAGUGCUUCUUAAUUACCUCAUGCACUUCUUAAUUGCCAUGCCACUCCCUCGUGCCACUUGCCCUACCCACUGUCUGCUAGCACAUGUUACUUGCCCUGUCCACUCUAUCCGUGUCCAUGUCAGAUAUGAUAUUAAUCCUUCACAUGCCUCAUUCACUUGCGGGUCCAUUUCACUCUCACCAUAUCAACAACCCAGUCUGCUCCCUGCUUUCCUUACACGAUUUCACUAA